GCCCGACCUGGGGUCAGCCUCAUCCCCUGUCGCAUGUGCCACUCCUGUAGGCUGGCCCCUAAUGUCUGCCUCUUGCUGCCCACGAGGACUACACGUGGGAUCCCAGCUGCUCCUUGGCUGCCACAGCCUCAAGAUCUGAACGCCCCUUGCUGAGAGGAGCCUGUCACCCUAAACUAGGCCUGCGGGCCUCAGUAAACCAACCUAGACCAGAGUAAGCGAAGAGCAACCUCCCGGCCGGUGUGUGUAAACAGACCUGAGGAGCGCAGAGCCAAGCAUGAAAAAUUCAGAAGCCCAGCACGGGAGCUGCGUUUCCGUGGGAGGCCAGGCUCUGGGCUCAUGCCAAGAUGGACCCCGGGUAGGAGCAGAUGCCAUGCCCAGAGUUGGGGCCAGGUCCCUUUCAUCUCUCAGUGUUUUCAGGUGCCUGCAGGAUGGACCCCUGAUGCUCUGCACGCUCCCCAGCAGUGGUCUCCAGCCUGUCCCCUGCGUGGGUCUUCAUCAUCACCACAGCCAUGUGAGAGAUGGUAGACCCAGAAGAUAGGAGAAGAACUGGAGGCCAUGGUUGGAAGUGGCCCUGGCCCCUUGUUCCUGCCCCCACCCCCAGGAGGCCUCAGGGUCACACACUGAGGAAGAGGACACCAAGUCUGGCUCAGGCUCCAGUUUCCCUGCUUGGCUCCCGGCCCCUGAGGCAGGUGCAGGACAUAGGCAGGCAGGCGUACCUGGACAGGGUCACUGCUGCCUCCUGGAUGGCCCUCUGAGUCAGGAUGGAUGGGGUAGAUCCAGGGGGUCUCUGGGUGAAGAGAUACAAGGGCCAGGUGGGUCCAGCUUCCAACGUUCCCUGAAUUGUGGGUGCCAUCUGCCUGCUGAAUUGGGAGCAGGAAACAGACUUGGCCCUACAUGGGCCCCUGAACCCAACUCUGUAAAGAUCCCAAGUACAGCCCAUGCAGUGGUUAUCUGAGUGUAGCAAUGAGGCUCCUAAAGCCAUUGAGCAAGUUUGCCAAAGGAUCCUGGGGUUAGCUCACCCUGCGCUCCUUGCAGAACAAGGAGCGAUCUCAUGUCCCUAGAUUCAGUAGAGUGUACAGGAGCCCCGACAAAUCCUGGCCCUUGGGUCACUGGGCAGGUAUGAGCCUAGGCACACAGCUCUGGACAUAGGCAUCCCACACUCUUCCCUUGCACACCACACAAGCCCGCUCUUCCCAAACUAGUCAGAUCAGCACAGCCAGGGAACCUGUCUCCUCCACACCGCCACACCUACAUUCAGAGUCAAGGUGUCCCAGGUCCCAUCCCUACCACAGGGACUGACACUCCUCACAAGUCUUAGAGUCUGCCCCAAGACUGCAGGCUGCAUGCCCUUAUAGCCAGAGGGGUGGCCCAGGACACUACUGCAGGCUGCUGGGUGGGGGGGGGGGGCUCACGUGCUCCUGGCAGCAGGAAUCAGAGAAGCAGUAACUGGAUCCUGCUGGCUGCUGAGGGUGGAGGGCUGCGAUCGGGUUGCGGCCCUGCUGUGAGUUUUCCACUGAGUGGCUUUUUUUUACCUUGGGAAAGAGCUAGGCUGGGCUGGGAGUCCAAGCCAGAGGUCUGAGGGUCCCUGAAGUGGUGAGCAGGAAGGGGAAAGGCCAGGAGGUGUGGGGUCUCCAGGGUGGCCACAGGGCCCAAAGCUUGGGCUCAGGCACUUUAAGGAAAGACAAGGAAGUGGUCAGCUCUGUUUCAGUUUUGCAGGGCAUCAAGCCUUGCCCUUGGUGCAUCCCAGGAGCCUCUGAAAUCCAAGCUGGGGGUAAUGCAAGGUGGCCUCUGUUCCUAAGCCGGCACAUCUCUGAUCCGCCCUCCUCACCCGCCCUCGGCUGCCCAGCGGCCAUGUAAGAUCUGCCUGGGUGGCCAAGGCCACAGGGCAGAGGUGGCAUUGGAGCAGGCAGUGUCCAUGACGCUGGCUGGGCUUGGGGACUAAGGGCCAACUGAGCUGACCUGGGCCUCUGGGGGGGCCACAGGGCCCCUGAAUACUCGGAGAGAACUGUCUGAGGCGACCUGGAAAAUGCCAACCAACGGCCUGCACCAGGUGCUGAAGAUCCAGUUUGGCCUCGUCAAUGACGCGGACCGCUACCUAACGGCAGAGAGCUUUGGCUUCAAGGUCAACGCCUCAGCACCCAGCCUCAAGAGGAAGCAGAUAUGGGUGCUAGAGCCUGACCCAGGACAGGCUGCUGCCGUGCUAUUCCGCAGCAGUCACCUGGGCCGUUACCUGUCAGCGCAAGAAGACGGGCGCGUGGCCUGUGAGAGGGAGCAGCCAGGCCGGGACUGCCGCUUCCUGGUCUUGCCGCAGCCCGACGGGCGCUGGGCGCUGCAGUCAGAGCCCCACGGCCGCUUCUUCGGCGGCACUGAGGACCGGCUGUCCUGCUUUGCCACAGCCAUCUCGCCAGCGGAGCUGUGGGCAGUGCACCUGGCCAUCCACCCGCAGGCCCACCUGCUGAGCGUGAGCCGGCGGCGAUACGUGCAUCUGUGCCCGCAGGAGGAUGAGAUGGCUGCGGAUGGCGACAUGCCGUGGGGCGUGGAUGCCCUGCUGACGCUCAUCUUCCAGAGCCGGAGGUACUGCCUCAAAUCCUGUGACAGCCGAUACCUGCGCAGUGACGGCCACCUUGUCUGGGAACCUGAAGCCCGUGCCUGCUACACACUCGAGUUCAAGGCUGGUAAGCUGGCCUUCAAGGACUGCGAUGGCCGCUACCUGGCGCCCAUGGGGCCUGCGGGCACACUCAAGGCUGGCCGCAACACGAGGCCCGGCAAGGAUGAGCUCUUUGACCUGGAGCAGAGUCACCCGCAGGUGGUGCUGCUGGCUGCCAACCACCGCUAUGUCUCUGUGAGGCAAGGAGUCAAUGUCUCAGCCAAUCAGGAUGAAGAACUGGACCAUGAGACCUUCCUGAUGCAAAUUGACCAGGAGACAAAGAAAUGUACCUUUUACUCAAGCACUGGGGGUUACUGGACCCUGGUUACUCAUGGGGGCAUUCAGGCCAUAGCCACACAAGUUUCUGCCAACACCAUGUUUGAAGUGGAAUGGCAUGGUCGCCGGGUGGCACUUAAAGCCAGCAAUGGGCGCUACGUGUGCAUGAAGAAGAAUGGGCAGCUGGCAGCCAUCAGUGACUUUGUGGGUGAGGAUGAGGAGUUCGUCCUCAAGCUCAUCAACCGGCCCAUCCUGGUGCUGCGCGGCCUGGACGGCUUCGUGUGCCACCACCGCGGCUCCAACCAGCUGGACACCAACCGCUCGGCCUACGACGUCUUCCACCUGAGCUUCCGCGACGGCGCCUACCAGAUCCGAGGCCGCGGAGGCGGGUUCUGGUACACCGGCAGCCACGGCAGCGUGUGCAGCGACGGCGAGCUGGCCGAGGACUUCCUCCUGGAGUUCCGCGAGCGCGGCCGGCUGGCCGUGCGCACCCUGAGCGGCAAGUACCUGCGCGGCGGCGCCUCGGGGCUGCUGCGCGCAGACGGCGACACGCCGGCGGGGGACGCGCUCUGGGAGUACUGAGGACACGAAGGACCAGCCGCAAGCACCAGACCUACGCCACCCAGCAUUAAACCGUGUUUUUCUCGCA
Jaculus jaculus (lesser Egyptian jerboa) is the source of this 3572-nucleotide messenger RNA. It is a transcript of the gene Fscn2, whose product is annotated as fascin actin-bundling protein 2, retinal. The record is from RefSeq and is a predicted model, not a curated record. The transcript is spliced from 8 exons. Gene Ontology annotation, cellular component: actin cytoskeleton; cytoplasm. The coding region runs from base 2027 to 3505 and encodes 492 amino acids. Lineage: Eukaryota; Metazoa; Chordata; Mammalia; Rodentia; Dipodidae. Gene Ontology annotation, molecular function: protein-macromolecule adaptor activity; actin filament binding. Gene Ontology annotation, biological process: cell migration; establishment or maintenance of cell polarity; actin filament bundle assembly.